This is a messenger RNA of Condylostylus longicornis, 3065 nucleotides long. Its product is annotated as facilitated trehalose transporter Tret1-like. NCBI's taxonomy places the organism in Eukaryota, Metazoa, Arthropoda, Insecta, Diptera, Dolichopodidae. Gene Ontology annotation, molecular function: transmembrane transporter activity. The record is from RefSeq and is a predicted model, not a curated record. Gene Ontology annotation, cellular component: membrane. Bases 832 to 2553 code for a protein of 573 amino acids. Gene Ontology annotation, biological process: transmembrane transport. The transcript has 8 exons.
UAUGUUUAGCAUACGAAUGUGAUGCAUCAAAAACUCUUAAAUUAAAUAGCUGGCAAAAUUGAAUUUGAAUUAAAAGAGACAAAUAAUUAAUACUUUUUUUUUCUAAUAAUUUUUAACUUAAUGUUUAUUUUUUCUGUGUUAAAAAUGUUUUUACAAUUUAAUUAUUAGUUUGUAUAUAACUUGUGUGAUUUCUAAAUUAAAUUUUCUCAACUUAUUUCCGAUUUUUAAAAUUGUAUUUUUUGUGGUUUUAAUUGAAUAAAAUAAUUUAAAAUUUUUUUUUAAAUAUAUUUACAUAUUGUACAUACAUAAGGAAGCAGAUACAAUAAUUAUAAAAUUAUUUUAAUUGUACAUUAAAUUGUUCUUGAUUUGUGAUAUAAGAUAAUAAGUAUAUAAUUAUGAUUAAUAUAUGUAGGUACAUUUAAUAAUUUAAAAAAAAAGAACAAAAUUAAUAUUGUAUAAUAAAGUGUUCACCCAUAAAACAUUUUUAAUAAUAAAAAUAUAAUACAGAAGAAGAAGAAAACGAAGAAGAAGAAGCAGAAGAACUCUCGUGAUCCCGCGAUUAUUAAAGACUGCUGUCAAGAAAGAAUCAAAAAUAAGCUGUUAUUACGACCGUACUUAUAAUCGUGCUUUUUAAAAAAAAUGUUAGAGAAAGGAAAAAUCAAUAACAAACUCCAAAUAUAACAUUAUUAAACAUUACAAACUAAAUUGGUUGCCCAAUAAUUAUUUGAUACAUUUGAGCUCAUUAUUUUAAAUCAAGUAUUUCACAAGUUGCAUACAAUAUAUUAAUAAUAAUCACAUUUUAUUUGUUACUUUUAAUUUUUUGUUAUAACAAUGGGAAAAGCUUCCUAUAAUUUAAAUAAUUCAAAAAAAGAAAUGGAUAAAUCGGCAGAUACUGAAGCCGGUUCGAAUGAAGUUAAAGAAGCAGGACGUUUCCGAACAAUAUUACCUCAAGUAUUAGCGAGUACAGCAAAAAAUUUAUUGUUAUUAGAUUUAGGUUUAUCCGUUGCCUUCCCAACAAUUGUGAUACCAGCUUUACGUGGAACUGUAGAAAAUUAUAAUGAAACAUUAUAUUUUACUGAUGAACAAGCAUCAUGGUUCGGAAGCAUACCAUUAAUAUGUCAACCGAUUGGCAGUGUUUUAUCCGGUUGGGUAUCAGAGCCUCUUGGACGAAAAAAAGCAAUGAUAAUUGUAAAUAUUCCUCAUAUAAUUGGUUGGAUCAUAUUACAUAAGUCGUACUCAAUUGAAUUAAUGUAUUUGGGAGCAGUUUUAUUAGGCUUUGGUAUAGGUUUUAUGGAAGCUCCAAUCAUUACAUAUGUUGGUGAAAUCAGUCAACCUUCAAUACGCGGUGUUUUAAUAUCAUGUGCUGGUAUAUCUGUUACACUUGGAAUAUUUAUUGUGUAUUGGCUAGGAUCAAUAACAACAUGGAGAAUAGCAGCAUUGAUAUGCUUAAGUGUACCAUUAGUAACUGUUGUAGCAAUAUGCUUUGUACCAGAAACACCAAUGUGGUUAUUAUCAAAACAUAAAAAUGAACAAGCUCUAAAAUCUUUACAAUGGCUUAGAGGCUGGGUUUCUCCAAAAGCUGUUGAAAAAGAAUAUCAAGAGAUGCAACGCUAUAGUGAAAAUUCCAAUAAAUGUCAAUCAUGUCAAAAAUCUAAUAUUAAAUGUGAACAUCCAUUACCGACAAUAUUCGAUAAAUGUAAGGAAUUAAAAAGAAAACGUACUGUAAAAGCAUUUAUUGUAGUCAUGGGUCUAUUCACUAUUGGACAAUUUAGUGGAGUUUUAGCAAUGCGGCCGUUUAUGGUCCAGAUUUUUAAAGCAUACAACGUUCCAAUGGAUCCAAGAAUUGCUACUGUUUAUAUUGGUGUAAUUGCAUUAUUUGCAAAUAUUGCUUGUAUGUCAACAAUACGUUUACUAGGAAAACGACGAAUAUGUCUUAUUGGAUUAAUUGGAUCCUUAAUUUGUUGUUUGGCUCUUGCAUCUUAUGCUCAAAAUGUUUUUCCAAAAAAUUACAAUUCUUUUGACACACAUGAAAAUAUACCAUUCGAAUCAAGUUACUUUCCAUUAGUGGCAUUUUAUUUUUUGGCAUUUUGGACAAACGGUGGAGUAACAUCAAUUCCAUGGUUUAUGUUAAGUGAAGUUUUUCCAUUUAAAUCACGUGGUCUUGCAAGCGGAAUAUGUGCAGCCCUCAAUUAUUUAUUGGGUUUUAUUACAACAAAAACUUAUUUAAAUUUAGAUAAGGGACUUUCACUUAAUGGAACAAUGUGGUUUUAUUCAAUUGUGAAUUUGAUAGGAUUAGUUUUUGUAUAUUUUAUUUUACCAGAAACCGAAAAUCGUACAUUAGAAGAUAUUGAAUAUCACUUUUCAGACAAUGAUCGUAAAUUAACUGAUAUUAAAAUAGCUAAAAAUGCUAUAAAGGAAACUAAUGGAAAUCGAAACAAUAAUUUGGAAAAAACUGUUAUUAAAAAUGGUACUAAAAUUGAUGAAAAUGCACAACAACAAGAGAACAAUAAAAAUAAUGAUGGCUGUGAUAAUAAAGCUUUUUCAAAUGAAUAAUUUAAAUAAUUUUAAUUAUUUGUCACUUACAUAAUUGCGAUUUUAAUUAUUUUUAAAAAAAUACUUUAGAAAAUAUUUACAACAAAAUCCAAAAAAGACCUAAAGUAUUUUUUUUAUACAUUAAAAUUUAAAUCAAACAUAGUAUUCUGAAUCCAUGACCCUCAUUGUACAGGGAAUUUAAAAAAAAACAAAAAAAAACAAAAAAAAGUUAACAGAGACAAACGUUUUUACUUUUAAUUUUAUAAAAUUUUUAUAAACCAAAAUUAUUAUUUAUUUUUAGAAACAAAAUGCUUUUGCACUUCAUUUACGUUAUAAAAAAAUUGAUUCUCUUGUAUAAUUGAGAUAAAUUAUAAGUUUUGUUUUUAGUUUAAUUUUAUUAUUAUAUAAAUUUUAAAGCUCAUAAUUUUUAUGUACCACUUUAUAUAUUAUAGUUAAUUAAUUGUUAUGAUUAUAUCGUAAAAAAUUACAAUUUUCAUAUUAAAAUAACAAUUUUAAUAGGUCAUUCUUAUUGG